AACGUUUUGGAAGAGCGGGCUAAAAUACUCCUCAAGUCAUGACUGCAUUACUAUUUCACUAUUCCUGUAGUAAAUGUUGCUGUCAUGUCCUCAAUUGUAUAUAAAAUUACAAAAAUUAACGUUUCGUAGUGCAUUAGCCUAUCUUUACUAAAGCACGAGAAAUGAGCCGCGGUUAAAAAGUGUGAGAAGUUUGGACUAAGUGAUGAUCCUACCUGAACGAACUCUCGGGUUUCAUUCAAGACACACCAUGCGUCAGCAACAGCUGUCCUGCAGCGUGGACGGUCUCUGAGAAGGAGGAAAGGUUAUCAGCGAAGGCUUGAAAGAAGACUUACCACCGGGUUACUUGGCUUUUGUGGGAAUACAUUUUUUUGUUGUUGUUGUUGACAGGACAAGAAUGCCAAGAUGGUCGCCCUGCUCCCUCCCACAGGCACCGAAGUGUUUCGCCGCUUCACCCUUGAGUCGCUGGCGGAGAUCGAGAGGCGGAUGGCCGAGGAAGCAGAGGAGCAGGAGAGAAAAAAGGCCCUGAACAUUGAGGUGGCAGAGGAGGACCUGCCAAAGCCAGCCGUCGACCUGGAGGCCGGCAAGGCCCUGCCAUUCAUCUACGGAGACCCGCCACCUGAGCUGUUCAACACGCCUCUGGAGGAACUGGAUCCUUUCUACAAAUCACACAAAACCUUUAUCGUCAUCACCAAAGGGAAUACAAUCUUCAGGUUCAAUGCUGAGCCUGCCUGCUAUAUUCUAACACCCUUCAGUAUUCUCAGGAGAGGAUCCAUCAAAAUUCUCAUACAUUCAUUAUUUAGCAUGUUCAUCAUGUUAACAAUCAUGUCCAACUGUGUGUUCAUGACGAUGAGUGACCCUCCGGCAUGGAGUAAAACUGUUGAAUAUGUUUUCACUGGUAUCUAUACCUUUGAGGCAACAAUUAAAGUGUUGUCCAGAGGCUUCUGUGUUGGAGAUUUCACAUUCCUUCGAGAUCCAUGGAACUGGCUGGAUUUUAUGGUGAUCAGCAUGGCGUACCUCACAGAGUUCGUUGACCUGGGCAACGUGUCUGCCCUCAGGACGUUCCGUGUGCUCCGAGCCCUUAAAACAAUCACUGUAAUUCCCGGUCUGAAAACCAUUGUGGGCGCUUUGAUCCAGUCAGUGAAGAAGCUGGCUGAUGUGAUGAUCCUAACAGUGUUCUGCCUGGCUGUGUUCGCUCUGGUCGGCCUUCAACUGUUCAUGGGAAACCUGAAGCAGAAGUGUGUUUACUGGCCCCCUGUGGAAUGGCGUUUAAACUCUACCAACAUGGACAACAUCACUAUGGCCUUCAACGACACCAGUGGUUUUAAUGACGUUAUGGACUACAAUGGCACAAACAGCAGCAACAGUACGUGGGACUUCAAGGCAUACAUCGACGAUAAAGUGAACCAUUACUUCCUUCCUGGAAUGUUAGACCCUCUUCUUUGUGGAAAUGCUUCUGAUGCUGGAAAUUGCCCUGAAGGAUACACGUGUAUGAAGGCCGGAGGGAAUCCCAACUAUGGAUACACAAGCUACGACAGUUUUGGAUGGGCCUAUCUUGCCCUAUUUCGGCUCAUGACACAGGACUUCUGGGAAAAUCUAUUCCAGCUGACUCUUCGCUCAGCAGGGAAAACCUAUAUGAUUUUCUUUGUGGUGGUGAUCUUCCUGGGCUCGUUCUACCUGAUCAACCUGAUACUGGCUGUGGUGGCCAUGGCGUAUGCCGAGCAGAACGAGGCCACCAUGGCCGAGGCCAAGGAGAAGGAGGAGGAGUAUGCCAUGAUCAUGGUGCAGCUGAAAGAAAGGAGAGAAGCAGAGGUCAAAGAGAGACAUGACAGGCAUCAUGAACACCAUGAACACGCUGAAAUUGCUGGCAGUCAGACGUCACUGUCCGGUAGAACAUCUAAGAAAGAGAAAGGUGAAAAGGCAGAUGAAGAGGUUGCUGAUGAUGAGGCGUGUACGUCCUCCAGCCUUUAUAGCGAGGCUAUAAAGGACUCCAAUGGAGGCCUCAUGAUCAGUGCCAACGCCAACAAGGUCCUGACAGACCAGGAGUCUGCUGUUGUGUUGAAGAAGGCCAGUGGACCCAAGGGGAGUAAGGACCAGCUGGAAGUAGUAGGCCUGCAGAAGAAGACACCCAGUUCAUCCAGUGUCUACAGCCAAGAUGACAUGGACGAUUUGGAGGAGGAACUGAGACCUUGUCCGCCUUGCUGGUACAAGUGUUCAGACAUCUUCCUGAAAUGGAACUGCUGUGUGCCCUGGGUGACUUUCAAGAAGUGGAUGUACUUCAUAGUGAUGGACCCAUUCGUGGACUUGGGUAUCACCAUCUGCAUUGUACUCAACACCAUGUUCAUGGCCAUGGAGCACUACCCCAUGACACCAGAGUUUGAAGAAGUGCUAAGUGUGGGGAACUUGGUCUUCACAGGAAUCUUCACAGCAGAGAUGGUGCUGAAGCUCAUCGCCAUGGAUCCGUACUACUACUUCCAGGUCGGGUGGAACAUCUUCGACAGCAUCAUUGUGACAAUGAGCCUGGUGGAGCUGGGGCUGGCCAACGUCGAAGGUCUAUCCGUGCUACGUUCCUUCCGUCUGAUGCGUGUUUUCAAGCUGGCCAAAUCCUGGCCCACACUCAACAUGCUAAUCAAGAUCAUCGGUAAUUCAGUGGGCGCACUGGGUAACCUCACCCUGGUUCUGGCCAUCAUCGUCUUCAUCUUCGCUGUGGUGGGCAUGCAGCUCUUCGGCAAGAGCUACAAAGAGUGUGUCUGCAAGAUCUCCUUGGACUGCGAGCUGCCCCGCUGGCACAUGCAUGACUUCUUUCACGCUUUUCUCAUCAUCUUCCGGGUGCUGUGCGGAGAGUGGAUCGAGACCAUGUGGGAGUGCAUGGAGGUGGCCGGACAGGGCAUGUGUCUUGUUGUCUUCAUGAUGGUCAUGGUCAUCGGUAACCUAGUGGUGUUGAACCUCUUCUUGGCCUUGCUGCUGAGCUCCUUCAGCGGUGACAACCUGGCGGCUCCAGAGGAGGACGGGGAGAUGAACAACCUGCAGAUCGCCACCGGCAGGAUCACCAGAGGCAUUGACUGGGCCAAGGCCUACGUCAUCCAGCAGUUCUGCAUUAUCAUAGGGAAGCAGCCUAAGGAGGAUGGAGACGGGGCUGACGGUAAUGGGGGUAGUAAUGGGGAUGUGGACGGCCUCCCAAAGGGCAGCUUGGCUUUGAAAAAUAUAAUCUCCAGUGACAACCCAAAGGCUGAUUUGGAGCUCACAAUGCUUGACGUUUGGAUAGACGAUGUUAACCCAAGUGGAUUUCUUACAAAUGACAAUUUGACCCUGGAUGUACCUAUUGCCAAAAUGGAGUCGGAUGAUGAUGAGGAUGACAUCUCUGAAGAGGAAGAAGGAGAAGGUGCAAAUGGAGAUGCUAAAGAGGAUACUGAGUUAAAGAAACCUAUUGCACCGGACAAUGCCUCUUCAAUAUGCAGCACAGUGGACAAUCCCCCUGAAGUGGAAGAAGAGGAGGAAGAAGAGGCAGACACCACCAACCCUGAGAACUGCUGGACCGAGAAAUGCAUUGGACGAUGCCCGUGCCUUGAUUUUGACAUCACCGCGGGCAAAGGAAAGACUUGGUGGAACUUCAGGAAGACAUGCUUCCUCAUUGUGGAGCACAACUACUUUGAGACCUUCAUCAUCUUCAUGAUCCUGAUGAGCAGCGGCGCUUUGGCUUUUGAAGACAUAUACAUUGAGCAGCGCAGGACCAUAAAAAUCAUCCUGGAAUAUGCUGAUCAAGUCUUCACCUACGUGUUCAUUAUUGAGAUGCUCCUGAAGUGGGUGGCUUACGGAUUCCAGGCCUACUUCACAAACGCAUGGUGCUGGCUGGACUUCCUCAUUGUGGAUGUGUCUUUGAUUAGCUUAACGGCUAACAUCCUGGGCUAUGCUGAACUUGGACCAAUCAAAUCUCUUCGAACUUUAAGGGCCUUGCGGCCCCUCCGCGCCCUGUCCAGAUUUGAGGGAAUGAGGGUGGUGGUGAAUGCUCUGGUAGGGGCUAUUCCUUCCAUCUUCAACGUGCUUCUAGUGUGCCUCAUCUUCUGGCUCAUCUUCAGCAUCAUGGGUGUAAACCUGUUUGCUGGGAAGUACUACUACUGCUUCAACACAACGUCUGAGGAGAGGUUCUCUGCUGACGUUGUGAAUAACAAGACCGAAUGCUAUCAACUAAUGGAGGGUAAUGAUGACGUGCGCUGGAUGAAUGCCAAGGUCAACUAUGACAACGUGGCCAUGGGCUACCUCUCCCUCCUGCAAAUAGCAACGUUUAAAGGAUGGAUGGAUAUAAUGUAUGGCGCUGUGGAUUCACGUUUUGUGGAAGACCAGCCCAUAUAUGAGGAUAAUGUUUACAUGUACAUCUACUUUGUCAUAUUCAUCAUCUUUGGGUCCUUCUUCACCCUGAAUCUCUUCAUUGGUGUCAUUAUCGACAACUUCAACCAACAAAAAAAGAAGUUUGGAGGGAAAGACAUUUUCAUGACAGAGGAACAGAAGAAAUACUACAAUGCCAUGAAAAAGCUUGGUUCCAAGAAGCCACAGAAACCCAUUCCUAGACCCCAGAACAAAUUUGCAGGCCUUAUUUUUGACCUGAUCACCCAACAAUUCUUCGACAUCUUCAUCAUGGUGCUGAUCUGCCUCAACAUGGUAACGAUGAUGGUGGAGACGGACGGCCAGAGCAAGGAGAAGGAGGAUAUACUCUUCCUCAUCAACCUGGUGUUUAUCAUCGUCUUCACCACAGAGUGUAUCCUCAAGUUGAUUGGACUGCGACAAUAUUUCUUUUCUGUCGGAUGGAAUAUUUUUGAUUUUGUCGUCGUCAUUCUCUCCAUUGUUGGUUUACUGCUGGCGGACCUCAUAGAGAAGUAUUUUGUCUCACCUACCCUUUUCCGUGUCAUAAGACUGGCCAGGAUUGGUCGAGUUCUGAGACUCAUCCGAGGAGCUAAAGGCAUCCGGACACUGUUGUUUGCCCUGAUGAUGUCACUUCCUGCUCUCUUCAACAUUGGGCUCCUACUCUUCCUUAUCAUGUUUAUCUUCUCCAUUUUCGGAAUGUCCAACUUUGCGUAUGUCAAGAAGGAGGCCGGAAUAGACGAUAUGUUCAAUUUUGAAACUUUUGGCAACAGUAUAAUUUGUCUGUUCAUGAUCACAACCUCAGCCGGUUGGGAUGGUCUCCUCUCACCCAUUCUAAAUAGUAGAGCUCCGGACUGUGACCCGGACGUGGAAAAUCCCGGCACAGAUGUAAGAGGCAACUGCGGCAGCCCUGGUUUGGGAAUUUGUUUUUUCUGCAGCUACAUCAUCAUGUGUUUCCUUGUUGUGGUCAACAUGUACAUUGCCAUUAUCCUCGAGAACUUCAAUGUGGCCACAGAGGAGAGUGGCGACCCUCUGUGUGAGGAAGACUUCGAGAUGUUCUACGAGACCUGGGAGAAGUUCGACCCUGACGCGUCACAAUUCAUCGCCUACGACAUUUUGUCGGAGUUCUGUGACACGCUUAAAGACCCGCUCAGGAUCCCCAAACCCAACGCAAUCAAGCUGAUCACCAUGGACCUUCCCAUUGUCCCUGGGGAUAAGAUCCACUGUCUGGACAUCCUGCUGGCGCUGACCACAGAGGUACUGGGAGAGUCAGCGGAGAUGGAUGCCAUGAAAGAAAGCAUGGAGGAGAAGUUCAUGGCCAACAACCCCUCUAAAGUGUCAUACGAGCCAAUCACCACCACCCUGAGGCGAAAGCAGGAGGAGGUAGCAGCUGUUGUUAUUCAGAGAGCCUAUCGUAAGCAUCUGCUGAGACGUUCAUUGAAACUCGCCUCCUACAAGUACCGCGAGAAGAAAGCGUUAACCAAGGAGGACGAAGCGCCGCCAGAGACGGAGGGAAUGAUUGCCAUCAGGAUGAACAAACUGUAUGGAAGCCAACAAUCACUCGGAGUGGAUGAAACAGUUGUAGAUAUGGAUUCUCAUGAAAAACGGGAGAGCAAAGAACUGACAGAGACACAACCUCCUGUGGAGACUACUGAAGAGCCACUGCCUGUGGAGCUUCAGAACGAGAUCAUCUUGCACUCUGCCCCCUUUGUCAUCCCGGCCUCAAUCCAUAUCUCACAGCUGAAAGAGUCCGAUGUUUGAAUAGCUAGUGCAACCAAUGGAUAAACACUGCAUCAUCGUGGUCUUCUGUCUUUGACGAUGAGACUGCUUGUUCAUCUCCAAAGUCCAACUUUGGUAUGUUUGGCUUGGGUCAGAGACAGGGUUCUCGCUAACUAAGACUCUGAGGGACACAUUGAGCCCAGCCCACUGAAUCAAAGAGAUGAUGAUAGAACGAAUAUAGCAGUCAAUUUAAUUGAUGUUGAUGAUGAUAACCUGGAAUGUAUUGACUGAGAAAGCAUAGCUAUUGUUGGCAAGACAAUCACCAAAGCCUGAGCUGAAAGUUUUGGGCCCAUUUAUGGAUGUAAGCCCAGUUGUGGAAGCAGACCCCUUGUAAUAUAUAGUUGAGAUCAAUUGAGAAUGAAAUAGCCUAAGAGAUAGGUAGCAAUGUGUAAGAUAACAAUAAGUCAAUAAACCUCCGUCUCGCAAAAAUAUACCUUUCAGUCCCCUGAAAGUAAUUUAAUAAAUAUGUUCCUUUUCGUAUUUUCAUGCCUUUUUUUAAUUCAAGAUGUAUUCUUCCAAUCAAAUCUGCACUUGCAACGUUCAAUUGCAACAAAAAAAGGCGAACAAUGUUCUCAGCUGUAUCUUCAAAGUUGAAAUAUGACUCCAAAAACAGGAUUCUCAAAAUGUAUUGUAGUUUUUUCAUAUGAAAUUAUGACUUUUGGUACCUCUGUCAUUUUAACCGAAACUUUUAUUUCUGCCCUAUCAUUUCCCAAAUACCUGUACAAGAAUGUCAAAUAAAAAUGUUAAAUAUAUUUUUCAGUGAAUACAAUUGUAUUUUGAAAAGUUAUUAUUUGUUUGGUUUGACGUAUUUGGCCAACACUUUUGUGUGUUAAUUGUAAGGUAUUAAAGCAAAUACUCACACUGGGAUGUACAGUAUAUACAAAGUAUUUUAUAUAUUUUUUUACCCAAAAUAUAUUUAAUAAUAAAUAUGACCUGUGCCUUUAACAUAUUAAAUGAGAAAACACUUUAAUUAAUGAAGGUUUAGAAAACAGAUGGAGAAAUAAUUAGCAUUUGCAAUAAUCAACUAAUUCUGCUGAAUAACACUUAAUUUGUCAAAUUUUUACAAGGUCAUUUUUCUUUUAUUGUCGAAUUUCUUAAUUUUCUGUAUAUUUCCUUUGAUUUGAUUUUUAAGGUAAUUUACUUUAUUUUUUCUCAUUGUAGUAACACAAGUAACCUAACACAAGUACUACUAACAGUGUUCGGUUUUUAAUCUGCAAUUAUUUAUGGUAUUAAGCAGUAUGAUGAUAGAAAUGAAUAAUUACAUAUCUUCACAAUAGGUGCACAUGCUGAAAAUGUACUGGUCUGUUUAUUGGAACAUGGGGCUUUGUAACACCAGAGUUGUUGUUUUGAUUUUCACAAGGGGCACAUACUAUAUGUGUUAACUGAGUCGCUCCGGAUAAAAUCGUCAGCUAAAAUGACCAUACAAGUCUUAACACAGAAAUGUCUUAAUCAUGGGAAUGCAGUAGGACAGCACCUUGCAACAUCAUUUGUACUAUAGAAUGAAGCCUUGUUAGGAAUGCAGUUUAUUCAUUAGAAAGUGUCAUGUUAACUACUUUUUAAUGAUAUUUUAAUAUCAAUCUCACCUAAAUGUGUGUACAGUAUCUUACACAAUCUCUGUUUGGAGAGGCACAUUUGACUAUUGAUACUAAUACACUCCGAUUAGCGCAAUCAAGCACACUGUGAUUUCUUUGGAGACUUGUAUGAGAAACACAUGGAUUAAUUACACAUGCAUGGAACCAGCUUGAGUUAGUACUACAAUUCCUAACUGCACCAUCAAAUGUGUGUCCGUUUGCGUUUUGAAAACAGCGUGUGGAGGACAAUUUAGAUCACAUAUAUACAUGUUCUAUUUAUUUCAGUGAUCCAAUAAUUCUAACCAAUUAGCAUUUCAUUACAAGGGGGUCUUGAGUUUGAAUUAAGGACACAUACUAAGUUAGCUUACUAAGUUAGCUUACACUGCUUACAUUUUGUACAAGCUCUUCCAUGUUUGUUAAGCCAAGUGUGCCUAUAUGUCAGUGCUACCUACAACAGCAGUUCAUCCACAGGUGAGAGGGGUUUGCCUCUAAAUCAGGUUCUAUGCACAGUGUGAACAUUCAAGCAGAGGACCUUGGAAUUGUGAAAUGUAAAUGACAUAUAUAUCAUGCACCAUUGUUUACAAAAACUAAUACUGUGUGAAAGAAAUAGAGAAGGAUGUCAUAUUGUAUUUUUUUCUUCCUGAGGCUGAAUGCGUGCUGUCAGCGUUGCCUGUAAAUAUUGUAUGUUCAAUGCUCAAUUGUGGAGUUUUUUGUAGAUUGUAUUAUCGACAUAAAGAGCAUUUCAUUCAUGUAAUGAUAAACUAUAAAUGCAAAUACACAGCGGUACAUAUUGUGCUUUAAAGCUUUACUUUCUAACAAUUCUAAUACAUUUCAAAUAAAAAAAGAAAUAUGGU
This is a messenger RNA of Oncorhynchus kisutch (coho salmon), 8557 nucleotides long. RefSeq names its product sodium channel protein type 4 subunit alpha B-like. Gene Ontology annotation, cellular component: voltage-gated sodium channel complex; plasma membrane. The record is from RefSeq and is a predicted model, not a curated record. Bases 403 to 6114 code for a protein of 1903 amino acids. The transcript has 27 exons. NCBI's taxonomy places the organism in Eukaryota, Metazoa, Chordata, Actinopteri, Salmoniformes, Salmonidae. Gene Ontology annotation, biological process: membrane depolarization during action potential; neuronal action potential; sodium ion transmembrane transport. Gene Ontology annotation, molecular function: voltage-gated sodium channel activity.